Lindgomyces ingoldianus is the source of this 174-nucleotide messenger RNA. RefSeq lists its product as uncharacterized. The record is from RefSeq and is a predicted model, not a curated record. NCBI's taxonomy places the organism in Eukaryota, Fungi, Ascomycota, Dothideomycetes, Pleosporales, Lindgomycetaceae. The annotation marks the transcript as partial. The transcript has a single exon.
AUGGGGAAAUCCUCACAAGAGUUAUCAAUUUACUUGGACACCUGUAUCUUUCAGGUCACAAAAAAUCUUCAUGGAGCAUUGUCUUGCCUUAGAAAUCGGCACCUAGAACGAAUUGUCUGGAUAGAUGCGAUUUGUAUAAACCAAGAGGACUUGAAAGAGCGAGAGAACCAGGUU